AUGAGGGGUAAAAACCAACCAGUACCCAAAGUAAUUGUAAUGGGUUCCAGUACUGCUUCCGAAACAACUUUGAACACAUCAACCGAUAGCGCAAACACAAUUGUCACAACAGUCACAGCAACGGACGGGGAACUAACCGAAGGAAGUUUAGAUAUAUCCGAACCAAUUGAUAUUUUCAGUUCAGAAGUCGUAGAUUGCAAAAAUAACGCUGUAAUGCAACCGCUUCCUGCAACGCCAAAAACACCAGGUACAGCCACACAGAAUACACCACUGACGACUAGGCGCGAGAUGAAAUUUACGUUUGAUAAUCUGGAGUCUUCCAUAGGUGAGAACACGCCAAAAGCAGUGGCCAUAAUUCACGGCGGGAACCAAUUUAACUUCGAGAACGCUCCGAUUCCAAUGGAAACGGAGCUGAUACUACCGCCCGAGGAAAACCCCAUGGAGAAAUUUAUGGACGAGCAAAUGAAGCAAUUAAAAAUGGUGGAGGCGAGAAGGCGGAAUAGUUACAAACAGGCCACACAUGAGCAAUUAGAUAUCGAGAGCGAUAGCAAACUGUAUAAUAGAACGAAAAGAAAUAGCGACGUGGGUGGCGUCAUGAGCGACAGUAAGUUACACAGUCAGCGACAGAGAGAGCACAGGAGAAGUUUUCGAAGAAAAUUGGAUGUUAAUAAGGACCAGAAACCGGAACGGACGUCACCGAAAAGGAGAGCUGAAAGGGGGCCGAAUUCGUCGCCUGAAAAUGAGACUGAAUCUCCUAGACCAAAGCAAAGGCACAAAAAGACAAACAGAAGAAAUCCAUCAUCGGCUGGUAAUGAUUCGAAAUCGCACGCCAGCGAUAAAUUUGUGUAUGACGAGAAACACCUAGCCAAAUAUAGAACCAAUACAGCAGGGACCAGUGGUAGUCAAGCUCGUAUGACACCACCCUUACCCGAUUUACGUGUCGACUAUUUCAAUGAAUCCUUUGACCGCCGUCGCAGCAGCAUCCUAGACUCGUUGACGGCGACAGCGGCCGCACUUGAAAAACGCGGCAGCGUCUGCCUGAAUAAGUGUUUGCGUGAGGUGGGGGCCCAGUUUGAUGCCACCAAUAAUCCUGGAUCGGCCACUUCCCCUAUAAAUGUCACGACCAAUCCAUUGGAGAAUCCAGUGCACUUCGGACGGAAAGCCCCCCAGGCUACAAUCGUGGUUCAACAAGCAUCAGUUUCGUUGGAUCACGCCAAUAUAACCUCCACCAUCCUUCUCAAAAACGGAAGUGAUUUCUUGGGUAAUGUGCACGCUUCUAAUGACGCUAAUGCUGCUAAGUUAGCCGCAUUGAAGAUUCAAAAGGAAGAAAAUAUGAAGCAACUUUUGGACGUGGCAAACAAUUUAACUUUGGAGGAGAUCCGCGACUUCGAGAUGAGCCAUUUUAAAAAAUCGCCACCACGGCUGUUCAGAAAUUUUAUAAAACUUGACAACCGGGCAUCUAACAAAGGAAAAACUUUUAAGAGGUAGUACUGUGCCGGGGAACGACGAGCCCUUCUGCAAUAAUGUGUCCCAGGAACAGCGGUGAUCUAGCUCAACAGCCAGUACUCGAGAACCCUUUGCAGAACAUACAUGCGAGCGGCGCUCCGUUUUUUUACGCAUUUCUUUUCGAGUUCUCAUUACAAAUUUAGCAAUUUCUUGUAAUUUUUAGAAUUAAAGUUUAGUUUAUUCAGUUUUUCGAAAGGAAUUGUUUUAUUUUAACGAUAGAAGAGGCUGAACCAGGCCUAGCAAACGAUACAGUCCACUAUUAUAAACAAACUUGAACAUUUUGGACCAUUCGAACCGGAUAAAUUGUGAGACAAAGUGACAUGUGACAGCAGCCAGUAUAAAAGAAAAUAAAUUGCAGAAAUAGAGGUGGGUCCUUUCCAAUUUUUUCUUUGAUUCCAUUCCUUAUGCGCGCGUUUAGCGCCGUCUUGAUUGAACUAACAGGGUUUUUGAUUGGUUUGCUCAUUUGUGAACGUGAAUUAUAAAUUACUUGCACCACGUUGAAAAAAUUUAACUAUUAAUUCAAUUCAAUUCAAUAUCGAAAUGGAGCAACUUAUCAGGAAAAGAGGUUCUGUCAAGGCAAAACUGUCAAUUUUUGAAAAAUAUGUAAAAAAAUUAGAAACACUUUAUCCUGAUUAUACUGUAACAGAUCAAAACGAGUUUUUGGAAGUAGAACAACGUUACGAACGAUUUUCUAAUGUCAUAGACCAAUUUGAAGACCUGCAAGGUCAAAUUGAACAGCUUAGCGACGACCCUGAGGCGCAAUAUCUUGAGCGAGAGUUAUUUGAGGAGGUUUUUUUCGGCGUUGUUGGUAGGUCGAAAC
This is a messenger RNA of Ceutorhynchus assimilis (cabbage seed weevil), 2326 nucleotides long. Lineage: Eukaryota; Metazoa; Arthropoda; Insecta; Coleoptera; Curculionidae. The record is from the annotation of a GenBank genome assembly.